AUGGAAGAAUACUGCUUUUCAUGUCCAAAUAUCUUUAAAUGGGCAGUUCGCUCUUCGUGGUUUGUCAACGGGUCUCGAUCUCAGUAUGUAACAUAUACAGCUCCAAACCAUAUGAGUAUAGUGACUGGUUUGCGUGAAGAAAGUCAUGGGAUAAUCUCCAAUUAUUUCUGGGACACGGCCACAGGGAAUUUUGACUACUUCAACAGCACACGCCAACAAGGCGUUGUUAAUGCAUCGUUAGAUUCUUCGUGGUAUUUAGGGGAACCUAUAUGGUUGACUAACGAGAAGGCUGACAUCACGCGUCGUUCCGCUUCAUUUUAUUGGCCAAAUGGAGAAGCAUCAUUUCCAAGUCCACCUCACAAGCCAUAUAUGUACAAACAGUGGACUGGUUUUGGGAAUCUCAGCACAUGGAUGAGUGACGUUGACAACAUCAUCGAAAUGUUCAAUAGUCGGGAAAACCCUGUCAACUUCGUUUCAUGGUACAUCGCUGAACCGGACCAUACUUUACAUGGGAACGGUUUCUAUAAUGGCGAACUACGCAAAGUUGUUAGUAAAUUAGAUAAGCUUUUCGGCUACUUUAUCGCGAAACUACGUGAUUCUGGACUGGAAGACCAUGUGAAUGUUAUACUAACGGCAGAUCAUGGACAUGCGGAGGUAAUUGUUGGACCUUGAUU
Messenger RNA from Strongylus vulgaris, 674 nucleotides. The record is from the annotation of a GenBank genome assembly. NCBI's taxonomy places the organism in Eukaryota, Metazoa, Nematoda, Chromadorea, Rhabditida, Strongylidae.